GAUCAUAAAUUGCCUUUAAAACGGAAUCAGCCGAAGCCUCCAGAUAACGCCGAUUUGUAAAACAGAAGUGUCUUUCUUUGGCAGAUUGGGGGCGAUGAAGAAGGGUUGGAAAAUAGCAAGGAAGAGCAAGAUCGUCCUUUAAAACCAUCUUUUAUUGUAAAGCAUCUUUUUUACUUCUUUUUGGAUUUACAUGCAAAGAUAUCCAGCCAAAAUGGGCAUCACACAUCUGGCAGUCAUUAGCACCCUCAUGUGCUCAGUUUGGUCAUCAACUAUUAAAGCUAAAGAUGAACACCGCGUUGCUUUCUUUGGAGAGGACGUGCAUAUUCCCUUGUCGGCUUUAGACACAGCAGUGGUGGUGUUCAAGCCAAAAACACAGCCAGUGCUAGAGAAGGUUUACCUGCAGAACGGGGUCAUUCAGGACACAAGAGUCAAACUGAACAAACACCUCAACCACCUGAUCCUGGAGGAUGUGGGCGAGGAGGACGAGGGCACUUACAUGGUGAAGAACUCUGCAGUGCCAGCCGAUGUCAAACGAAUCGCGCUUAUUGUCAGAGACUGCGCAUUAGAGACUGUGGUGAAAUUCGGGGAGACGUAUCACAUUCCGAUCAGCCCUACGAUCGGUCCCUACACCCUUCAGUUCAGGCCUGGAGUUACACUUGAGCAGACCACAGAAGAGCCCCCUGUGCUUCUCAUCAACCAGACCGGUGUCAAAUCGGAGGAAUACGAGAACCGGCUCACUGUGGGGGAGAAGAGGGUCAGCCUGCAUGUAGUCACAGGAGCCGAUGAGGGCAGCUACACCAUCGUGGACAUGGACGGGAAAGUCAGAAUGAGGGCCUGCCUUAACGUGAAAGACCACCAGAUCUUUCAGAACUUGAAUUACGGUGGAACGCUAAAUAUCAAGCUUCAUCUAGACCACACCAAGGUCAAAAUGGUCUACAUCCCAGACUCUGGCCACAAAGAGCGUCUUAUCCUGGACCAAGGGGAGCUGACGGUGCCGCUGGACUCCGCUCUGGAGGGUCGGGUGUCUGUGGAAGGCUCCAUGUUCUACUUGAAGAAGGUCAAAGUCAGCGACAAUGGUGUCUUUCGAGUGAUGGACUUUUCAGGCUUUCGCAUAACUGACGUCUACCUUCAUGUGGAGCCCUAUAAGCUUCCCCAGCUGUAUGUGGCGAUCCUCUCCUUGCUGGCUCUGCUGGCAUUUCUGCUGCUGGUGUGUUUGCUGUCUUGCCUGAUCAAGGUUCACCGCCGGGCAGAGAGAGCACGUAAGAUCACCCUAAUCGCUCAGCAGGCCGGAAAAGGCGACGGAGACGCGUUCAGACAGGUGGUUCAUGAAGCUUAUACUAGAUUUGCGGAGGAGUCUACUGUGCAAUCCACAUGGGAGAACAACACAGAGAGCACUGAAGUUGAAAUCAAAGGCCUCGAGGUGUCGAAACCAGGUCAGUACCAUGCCCUCCAAUCUGACAAAAACUUCCUGGAUAUGAACGACUCAGGUGUGGAGUUCAACUCGUCUGCGCUCCCUCUGGACAGCGACACCGAUGUACCCGACAAUUUCGCCUCUCACAAGCUCCUCAUCGAGUCUGACACUCUCGCUGGCGUCCCGCCGGCCAUUUCUGAGGGCGACCACAGCUCCACUCGCACCCCUGAUUCCAUCCUGAGCGCCAGCCCUGCCACCCAGCCCAAAUCCGGGGCUAAAACGGAGGUCGACUUGAUUGGCGCAACCACACCUGAGGGAGUGAAGGAUCUGGAUGCAAACACGAGCAAAGAUGCUUCGCCACAUUCCGAGAAAGUCGUGGAUCCAAGUAACGGAACCGCAACCUGAGAAGUGAAAAAUGAAAUCGCACAUCAUUUAUACCAAUGCAGCCACUGUUCAUUUGCAACAUCUCACCGUUUGCAUUUGCAAAACUGACACUUCAUCACUUGCUUGAAUUCAUCUGAUGCUAAACUAAUGGGUUGUUGAUUAGGAUAAAACACUGAUCCAGAAGAUAUGCAAAAGAAGAAAACAACACUCGCAAAAAAAAGGAAAAAAAAUGAAGAACAAGAUCGGUCCUGCACUAUGCAUGUCUUUGAAUUACCGAUGAGUUCUUGAUUAGUUUUAAAGCUAGAUUAGUGUGACCAUAAAGUGCAUGUUAAGACACACACACACACAGACUUGAAGACUUACUUACUUUUUAAAAACUUUUACAAACUCUAUCCAAGUGAAUCUGAAGUGGAUUGUACCAUAAAUGGGGGUAUACCUUGCAUAUUUUUUCAAACAGUUGAUCUACCAAAUGCCAAAUGAACAUUUCGAGAACAUCUCCGUCACUUAUCAUCAAGCUGGAUUCAUUUCAAGAUCAUUCUGAAUGCAUCCCUCUUUCCUUUUUGACCGUUUGCAGCCACCGGCAGCUUUUGAAGGGCUGUCAUGAUAAUCCCUGCCAAUGGUUAACUAAACACCUUGAUGAAUCAGGUCCGCAUGGAUGACAGGUAUCUGAUACGCUGGCUUUACACUGUAAAUAGGAUCAGCUGUGGCUGAGGGUUUUUUGGCUCUGAGGAACUCCGGCUGAAGGAAACGGCUUGUCUCAGCAGUUUCAGAUGCUGACUCCGCUCGGGUUUCCUCACAACUCGGGCCUUUCCGGUGAUCUCUUUUCCUUCUCAUCUUUUAUUCUUACUCUUUUGAACCUAUUUUAGGAGCUUGGAGCUUUGUGAGACUUGCUGAAUUUUGCAUAUUGAGAAUCCCGAUGAAUGAUUUGCAAUAAGAAGCAGAUUAGUGAAAUGAGAGGAGGGAACUGAGGAUAGGAAGACAAAAAAACAAAUCUAUAUUUUGUAAGGUUUGAAUCAUUUCUGGCAGUAAACCUAAAUCUGCAUUGAACACAUCCUGGUUCAGAUUACACAAUAAUAGUUUGGAACAAUCCGUUUCAUGUCGGGUGUUAAAGGAAAUUGAAAAUGACAGUGGUUGUCAUGAUGCAAGAAAUUAUUGUUCUAUCUCAUCUGGACUGUCUGGGAUGUGCACAAUUAUCACUGCAGAUCUCCUUAUUCAAUUAGAUUUGCAAUUGCAAUCUCUUGUUUUGAUUAAAUUUAAGAUAGCUCUGCCUAUUUCGAUAACAUCAGGCACAUCAUUAUAAGACAAACAAUGAGGCAGCUUGCAAGCUUCUUGUUCAUAAUUACAAAUUAGGCGCUAAAAAUCAGAUCAUCUGACAGUGACAAACUGGCAUAAAUAUUGUGUAGUGCUAACCCAGCUAAACUGCUUUCCAAACAUGACUGUAUUGCUUCAACAUUUUUAGUUUAAUUAAACAUAAUUAUUAUUUUUACACUCAAAACAUUCCUUUGAUUUCAAAAUUGCGACAAUGUAAAAAAAAAAACUACUUAUUUAUUUCCUGGUACCGUAAACUCCAGACGAAUAUUCUCCAUUGUGUUUAUAGGUUUUAAAUUGGAUUCUAUUAAACCUAAUGAAGGAAUAUUUUCAUAGUUCCUAUAACUACUGUCAGAUGUGUUUGUGCUUCAGCAGUUAAGAAAAUAAUUUUAGUUUUAUAGGACUUUCCCAACCAAGGAACCUAUUUACAAACUAUAGGCAGAAAUACCCGCUCUUUGGUGUGUAUUGGAAGUGGGAACAAUUUAGUUCUAGGAACGCCAUUUGGGGAACUAAAUUAGCUCAUACUACAGAGCAGGAUCUAAUCUAGCUCAAUAGUGAUGUAGUGUAUAUUGAUUGAUUGAUUGAUUGAUUGAUUGAACGCAUGCCAUAUGAGAUAAAGUGUUACUAGACAUACACAUUCAGAAAGCUAACGCUAGCAGUAUUAGCCUUUUUUUAAGUUCUUUAUUAUAUGUAGCACUACAAGCUUUAAUAGAGUAGGUGAUUUAGUCCUCACUUUUAGUGUUUCAGUUGCAAACCUAUAUAUCUACGUUUCAUGUCCUUUGAACACACUACACACAGUGAAUACACAGUUUGGGUAACACCUCCAUUCUGUUGAUGUUUUUGAAUGUCGCACUUAAAUGACGUUGUUGUCCCCUGGCUUAUUCUUAAUGCAGGAAAAUGCAUUCAGGGGAAAUGUAGUAGAUAAUGUGGACUGGGCUGGUGGGUAGUAUCUAUAACAGAGUUCCUAUUACUACCCUGUAUAAGAGCUUUAUUUAUCCAUUGAUCCAUGAAGAGCCUUUUCAGUUUGUAGAACUGUUUCUUUGCCCAAAUGGCAGCAUAACAAAUCUUCAGAUUAGUAAAGUGUUAUUUGCACUGAUGCCAUGUAUCCACCAAAGCAUUUAGAGAGUAGAGUAUAGCUGCUUUUCUAGUUUUGUGUCGAAUGGUUCUAAGAACAGUCAGGUAUGGUUCCAGUUGUAUAUCCACAUGAUCCUGGUAUACAGCAGGGCAUGAUUACAAACAGUUAGUUGCCGAGCAUCUAGGCACAGUCAAGGGGGUCACACAUCGGAUGCACUGCUCAUUCGAAUGUUAUUUAAGAUGAAACUAUUCAGAUGGCUCUCUGGCGCGACAGAAAUAUGAACAGUGUCCUAGGUUGUGGUUGGGCUCUGCGGACAGAUGCCGACUUGCGCCGCCAGUGUGCGUACAUCCGGCACAUCCGAUGUAUGACCCCCCCUUAGAUGACUGUUCUGUGCUGUACUGGUAGAGUGUGACAUCACAAAACGUUUCCUGGCUAACACUUUUUUUUUUUGCUGGCUAAGCCAAAGCAUGCUAGUUCUAUUUUCGCUCAUUUAGGAAGGUGAAUAUCAAAUGUCCCAAAAACAGAAUUAUCAAUUCAUCGUUCAUAUUGCUGUUUUACAAUACAUCUGCAUUACCAAGGCAAAUGAACAUAAUGAACAGGGAGUCGUUGGGCCCAAUAAUGAAAAAGCCCUGUGCUGUGUGCCCAGAAACGGCAUGCGCGAGUGACUCAAGCUAUUCACACGUAAACAUUUUGAGUUCAUUCGCUUUAUUUGCGUGUCAAAUUCAGUUCACAAUAGACACAGAUUUGCAUCAUGGGCAGGGCUACAUUAACUUUCUUGCUAAAUGGCUAACAUGGUUUUUAUUGAGAUAGUAGCUAUGCUUUAUGUGCUUUGAGAAGGCUGAUAAACAGCAUAUAUUCAUUCGGCACCGUGUCUGAGUCCACUAGAUGUGCUUCAGCGGUGCUUCAGACUGAGCCGAGCCCAGUUUGAUUGUUGUCAGGUGUCAGCAGGAGGAUUUCUCCUCAGAACAUCAACAACAGGCUCUAAGUCAUAAUCACGCCCCUACAAAAGCAAGCUCCUGAUUGGUUAACGUGUCACAAAUAUCUACUGAAGUUCAGAUUUUACAACUCUAGCGUCAUUUGUGCUGCCUCAUUCGCACAAAUUGCGCCGUAGGUUGUCUUUUCGCAUUUUUGCAUUGACUUAACAGACUUAACACUUACGCUUGAUGAUUUAUCCGUGUCUGGUGUGAACACACCAUUAUGUAGCUUACAUUUUCAAUUGUUUUUAAAUAGAGCACCAUGUAUUUAGAGAAAUAAGACCGUAUUUGCAUCUGGCAUUACCCUAUUUAAGUGCCGUUUUCAACAAUGUCAUGUCAAUGUUUUUACCCAGCUGUCCAAUCAUAUUGGAGGAGGGCCGGGACAUUACAUCACACAUUACAUAAUUGAACAACAAUGGAGUAGAAGUAAAUAUUGCUGGUUUUAGAGUAUCCAAUUCUGUACCAGAUGGCACCUCUGGACUACAGCAAUAUUAAUAUGAAUAAUAAUGCUUGGAGCUGAAUUUCGAUCAACAUGGAUUUGGCUAAAUGCUUAAGCACCAAAGUGCCAACAGCUGGCCUUGUUCGAAAGAGCACUUGGCAUUUUCAGCUGGCUAAAAAUGCUUUGGUGGACAAAAUGGCCAAGAAAAGCUCUUUUAAAAACAGAAAGGUACAUCAGAAAUGGCAUUUUGGUACAUAAUAGUAAUAUCACAGAGUAAAGAUAAAACAAUUCAUGAACACAAACAAUAAUCCACCUGGAAUCGGUGGAAACGCAUGGCUUAAAUACAAAUUAGACAAUAAUAGAACAGAUGUGUGGGAUAAAAGGUAACUAUUAUAUGGCGGGAAACAGAACAAAGGAUGCAUGUGAUAUUUAAUUGAACACUUUUUAAAUUCAACACCUUUUGUAGCCUAAUUAUAAGCAUAUGUAGAUUUUUAUCACUAACAUUCUCAUAGCAUUCAUUUAUAAUGGAUAAAUGUGUUAAUGUAGGUUUAUGACGCAUGAAACGGAUUUUAAAAUGCAAUAUCAAAAUGAGCUGUAGCUGGUGGGAGGAGUUUUAUAUAAUAGGGCGUGGCUUGGUCUGCCGGAAAAAAUUGCUACCUCAUGUUUUGAAGAGGGAAGAUGGUUAAAAAAGACAGGGUGUCUAAAAAAAGCACAAUUAAGACAGAAUUUCUGCAAAUGUGAAAUCGCAGCUAAUGUAAAUACAGCUGUUUGCUAAAAAAAAAAAAAAAAUAGAAAAUUGUGAAAUUA
Danio rerio (zebrafish) is the source of this 6398-nucleotide messenger RNA. NCBI's taxonomy places the organism in Eukaryota, Metazoa, Chordata, Actinopteri, Cypriniformes, Danionidae. The record is from RefSeq and is a predicted model, not a curated record.